CCACUUGAUCCAAAUGAUGACGAAAAUGUUGAUUUACAGCUGAGACAAACGAGAACAAAAGAAGAAAAUCCAAUGGAGAAUUUAUGGCCAAGACAGAGGAGACAACAAGUUGAAAACUGA
Funneliformis caledonium is the source of this 120-nucleotide messenger RNA. The record is from the annotation of a GenBank genome assembly. NCBI's taxonomy places the organism in Eukaryota, Fungi, Glomeromycota, Glomeromycetes, Glomerales, Glomeraceae.